UGGUCGACUGAAUAUGUGUUUUUUGUACAUGUAGAAGUUCAUAAUAAUUUGUCACAUUUUAUAGUGAAUUGAAGUUAUUUUAUCUUGAAAUACUAUUAGGUAACUGUAUGGUACUGCAUAACUACUAUACUCGACCACUGAGUCACGAAAAUGACAACGUCUUCGGAGGACGUGUUGCUCAGCGUAAGCUACGUGAGAUAUAAAAAGGGAGAUGGUACAUUAUAUGUGAUGAACCAGAGGUUGGCUUGGAUGUUGGAAAAUCGUGAUACAGUAGCUGUGUCUCACAAGUACGCUGAUAUCAAAGCUCAAAAAAUUUCACCUGCUGGUAAGAGUAAGGUACAACUGCAAGUAGUAUUACAUGAUGGGACGUGUUCCACGUUCCAUUUCGUUAAUCCAGCGGGUCCAAAGGCACAAGCAAAAGAGAGGGACCAGGUCAAGUCAUUGUUGCAAAUGUUACUUCCCAAGUUCAAGAGACAAAUUGAUGGAGAGCUGGAAAUGAAAUCUAGAAUACUGUCACUCCAUCCAACCCUGAAGCAUUUAUAUGAGGAUCUCGUGAUAUCAAAAGUGAUAAACAGUGAGGAGUACUGGAAUACUCCUACUCUGAAAAAUUAUACAGAAAAUACUAAUACUAACCAGGAAGCAGGUGUGUCUGGAGCUUUUUUAGCUGACAUACAGCCACAGACGGAUGGAUGUAAUGGUCUCAAGUACAAUCUCACUCAAGAUGUUAUAGAUGCAAUAUUUAAAACAUAUCCUGCUGUUAGGAAGAAACAUAUUGACUAUGUUCCUAACAAAAUGACCGAAGCUGAAUUCUGGACUAAGUUUUUUCAGUCCCAUUAUUUUCAUAGGGACCGAAUAGCAUCAUCUUCUAGUAAAGAUUUAUUCGGCGAAUGUGCUAAAAUGGACGACCAUGCGAUUUCAUCUGCCAUGAAACAUACGACACUAGACAUGACUGUGGAUUUGCCUCAAUUCUCGGAACCAGUGCCCCUCCUUCCAGCCGAAGAAGAACCGCCCCAAGAAAAAGAACGAGGGGACAACACGUCAAUACAUCGUAACAUGAUUAAGCGAUUCAAUCAACAUUCAAUAAUGGUGCUCAAAGCUAGUCAUAAAACAAAUUGUAAUAAUAAUAAUAACAACAGCAAUAGCAAUAAAAAUUCAAAUCAUAAUAAUAACAAAAUCGUCGAGAAUGGCAGAAUAAAGGAAACCAAUGGUGUAGCGGAGAAGCGGCAUAAAACUGCGGAGGAGACAUGCGAUGGCGAACAACCCGAGAAAAAGAAAAGAAUAUUGGAAAAGAUUCAUUACGAAGACUUAGAAAAUUCAAAUAAAUCAGAAGAGGCACAGGAACUAAAGUUAUCUAAGAUAGAAAGAUAUUUACUAGGACCAUCUUCGCAAAUCAACCAAAUGAACGCAAUUACGAACAGCUCACCUCCGUUAUCGGCAUUGGCUUCUAUUUGUCAGGCGUGGUCGAACGGUCAGCAGUGUCAAAGACCAGUAAGGCUGAGUGCGGCGGCGGCGGUGGGUGCGCUUGGUGAGCUCAGUCCCGGUGGCGCCCUCAUGCGGCAACACCAUGCAGCUUCAAUGGCACAACUAAUUCCAGCAGAUGUGAAGGCAGAGCUGCAUCGCAUAUAUUUGUCCGGUGGUGAGUUGCUGCGGGAGCUCUGGAGAUGUUUCCCGCAGCCGGGGUCAGCCGCGGAUACCGAGGACACUGUAGUCAGAGCCGAGAAAUUUUACGAGGCCCUGCUACGAUUUAGGAAUGUGAAAUUGAGGCCAUUUGAGGAGAAAAUGCUCAGAGACCUUACCCCUCUUGCUACAUCGUUGACGAAACAUAUGAACCAGAUGAUCGAUACGGCUUGCUCAAAAUACGUAGUUUGGCAACAAAGACAAGCUAAACUACGGUAGUAUUGGCUUUUAUCACUCUUUCGAAGAGUUGACAUGAAAAUAUUUAGAUAUUUUAUUUCAGUGUUUCAAAUGGAUUAUGAAGCUGCUAACUAUCACGAGUUAUUGCGUCAUGUAUGUAUAUUAUAUAAUACAUUUACAAAACCAUAUUUACAAUACAAUAAUA
This is a messenger RNA of Pectinophora gossypiella (pink bollworm), 2059 nucleotides long. RefSeq names its product general transcription factor IIH subunit 1 (gene Tfb1). Lineage: Eukaryota; Metazoa; Arthropoda; Insecta; Lepidoptera; Gelechiidae. Gene Ontology annotation, biological process: transcription by RNA polymerase I; transcription by RNA polymerase II; nucleotide-excision repair. The record is from RefSeq and is a predicted model, not a curated record. Bases 151 to 1896 code for a protein of 581 amino acids. Gene Ontology annotation, cellular component: transcription factor TFIIH holo complex; transcription factor TFIIH core complex. The transcript is spliced from 12 exons.